AUGAAUGCUGGGGAGUUUUUGUGCGGGGCUGGGGGUUGGGGCGCGCAUUCAGCGCCGUGAAGGGUUGGGGUUGAAGUAUCCGAGUUGGGGAAGAGAUCUGAGAUGGAACGUUGACAACCGGGGGUUUCAUACGGAGAUGCUGCUAAGCCUACAGGGAGCUUCUUCAGGUGAAUGCGCGGCGGGGGAGGAGGGGUGGAUGGACGCUGAGCCUUGAAGCGACGCAAGGACCGGGCUGCUUCUGCACAGAGAGGAGAUGCUGAGUGGCGUUUUGUACUCAGGCCCCUUGAGAAGGGCCGUGCUGCCCGGCAGUUGCCCGUGGGCUGGGAUCUGUGAUGGUUUCACGUCGACCGGUGCACAGAGAAAGUCUCCGUGCUGCGGAGGUGCAGCCGCUGCCGUAGGGCUGGUUGUGCCCUGCUGGUCGUUAAGGCAGAGCCGUCCAGACAAAGCAGCACGGAAUAGCGGCGAUUUGAGCCUCUUGCCGAGGCAUUGGUUGUUUUCAGAGCUGUGAGGAUUCGUUUAAUGGAGUGUCCACGUUAUUUGGGUGUAAGGUCAGAAUGCACAGCAGGGAGAGCUGACGUUUCCGUGCCGCUGCUCUGGGUCGUCGGGCCCAUUUGCCUCUCUGCGCUUCACACUUCCUGCUACGGUAAAAUGAAACAAAGGCAAAUUAGCAGCUUUAAAUAUGAGGUAAUUGGGUAUUUCUGAUGCAGAUGGAGUGGAUAUUUGAACUUCUUGUUAUCCAGUCCUGUGACUUCUCUCACGACAGAAGUUAAGGCAGAAUUUAUGUCUCUAGGAAGAGAGGCUCCAUGAGAAGCUUGUCCUCGUGCAAGGACAGGAGGUCUGAUUUAACUAUAGGAGAUGUUUCAUAGCUGGCAAUGCUUCACAACUUGUCCACAGCCCCAGGAGCGCAGGCUGCUGAUGCUUUGGGUGACUGCAAUGCCCACCCUCACCGCCUCUGCUUUUCUUCCUGCUCUUUGCUGAGAGCUCAUUAAGGGCGAUGGGAACGGCGUGCAGCACAGAAUCAUAGACCAGAACCACUCAGAACCACCACGAUCACCAAAUCCAACCCAACCCCUCACCCACACCACAUCCCCCAGCACGGCUCUGAGACCCACUGCUGAGAAAAGGGGGCAGGGUGCCCAUUUUAGGGCUGCGACGGAGCCAGAUGUGGAAGAGCUGUGCUGGGUGCAUCUCCUUUGGCUUUCCUUGUUGGUGCAUCUCCUCUUGCUUUCCUUGCUGGGCUCAUCCAGCCUUGCAGCUCUGGGCAGCCCUGUCUGAAUACUCCAUUUCUCCACACAGAGUGAACAGAGCUUUAUGCAUCGACGUGGUGGAGACCACAGAAAUUUUCCAUGUGUGCUGGUGGCACAGAUAGAUAACAGUGGGCUGCAGUUGACACCUCCUUGCUGAGCUGCUACCUGACCACCAGGAAAGGGCUUUGUCCCUCCUGGUGCUGCUCCUGGGUUACGUGCAAAGCGGAGAAAAGACGUUCAGAUCUGUAGAAAAAAAAGAGGAAAAAGAGGGAGGAAAGGAAGGAGGAAGGAAGCAGAUGGCUGUGACACUGUGAGGAGGGUGAAGCCUGGGAGCCAGCCUGCAGCUGCAGGGCUCUGUGGGUUCCAGCAUCCCAUGGGAUCCCCAUCACAGCUCCCAGAGAGGAACUGGGCUCGUGUCGGUGCCAACAGCUCUCACAAGGGCUGCAGGUCCGUCCUCAGCUGCGGAAGAGGGGCUGUGGCACUUCCUGCUGCUUUCUGCUCCAUCCGUGUCAGCGCUCGCGGGGCGCAGAGAGGAGAGCAGUGAAGGGGGUGAGCCGGUUCUGAGCUGCAGGUUGCACUGAGAGCGAGAAAUGCAGAACCUCUCGUUUGGGGCAUAUGUAAAAGCCUGUAUGCUGACAUGUGAUGAUCAUUAGAUUCACAGAGCAGCAUGGAUCUCAGCAAUCCCCAGGAGCAGCCCAAGGCCGCAGAGGGACAGGAAGUUCUGGAGGAGUGCGACCUGAGCAAAGGGCAGGAGGUGGAGGGCACGGAUAAUGCAGAGGAGCUGAAGGAGCACAGUCAGUCCAAUGGAGAAGCAGGAGAUGAUGUUAAAGUGAAAAGCGAAUACGGUGACAGAGAGGAGAGUGCUUUAAAUGCUGAGCGCAUGGAAAACCCGGAAGAAUCCGAAAUACCUUACAGCUACCCCAGAGAAUACAACGAAUACGAAGGCAUUAAGCUGGAAAGGCACCUGGGCUCCUAUGACAACGCCAGGCCAGCGAGUGGCAAGAUGACCUGCGAUAUCUGUGGCUUAGCCUGCAUCAGCCUCAAUGUCUUGAUGGUUCAUAAACGUAGCCACACCGGUGAGCGGCCAUUCCAGUGUAAUCAGUGCGGAGCUUCCUUUACUCAGAAGGGUAACCUCCUCCGCCACAUUAAGCUACAUACAGGGGAAAAACCUUUUAAAUGUCAUCUUUGCAGUUAUGCCUGCCAGAGGAGGGAUGCGCUAACGGGUCACUUAAGGACACAUUCUGUGGAGAAGCCCUACAAGUGUGAGUUCUGUGGCCGGAGCUACAAGCAGAGGAGCUCUCUGGAGGAGCACAAGGAGCGGUGCCGCACGUACCUGCAGGGCAGCGGCGGCUGUGAGCCGGCCAACGUGGAGGCAAGGCACAUCAAGGCCGAGAUGGGGAGCGAGAGAGCCCUGGUGCUGGACAGGCUGGCGAGCAACGUGGCGAAGCGAAAAAGCUCCAUGCCCCAGAAAUUCGUUGGUGAGAAGCGGCACAGCUUUGACGUCAAUUACAACUCAUCCUUCGCCUACGAGAAGGAAGGCGACAUCGUGCAGGGCCGCAUGAUGGACCAGGCCAUCAACAACGCCAUCUCCUUCCUGGGGGCCGAAGCCCUGCGCCCUUUGGUGCAGACCCCCCCAGCUCCCACCCCUGAGAUGGUCCCGGUCAUCAGCACGCUGUACCCCAUCGCUCUGCCCCGUGCCGACGUCCCCAACGGCAGCGACGACAAGAGCCACGUCCCGCUGCGGGAGCGCGCCUUGUCCCCCAACAACAGCGGCCACGACUCCACGGACACGGACAGCAACCACGAGGAGCGGCCCAACCCCCCCUUCCCGCAGGGUCCGGUGCUCCCCGUGCCCCGCAACGGCCUGCCGGCCCUGAAGGAUUUCCCCCGGCCCUACGACAUCAUCAAACCGCCGGCCGUGUGCCCGCGCGACGCCUUCAAGGUCAUCAACAAGGACGGGGAGGCCAUCGGCGCCUACCGCUGCGACCACUGCCGGGUGCUGUUCUUGGAUUACGUGAUGUUCACCAUCCACAUGGGCUGCCACGGCUUCCGCGACCCCUUCGAGUGCAACGUCUGCGGGUACCGCAGCCACGACCGCUACGAGUUCUCCUCGCACAUCGCGCGCGGGGAGCAUCGCGUGCUGCUCAAAUGAACGGCCUCGGCACGAGGGAACCCGCCUGGCUUCACAGAGCUCAAACCAACACCACCUCCUGCGUUUUCCUACGCCGGUUUUGAGUGCCAGAAGGCGACGACGCCUUUUAUGUUUUCUAUUAUUUUUUUAACAAGAUUAUUCAGUGUUUUGUAGCAUCCGUGCCCAGCUGCCGUGCCGAUGCGGUGCGAUGCGUACCACAGGCACAGGCUGGCUUUUGUAUGAACUUGAUGGAAAUUAAGAGCCUUUUAAGGCGCUUUUUAUUUUUCUAACGUGCAUUUGUUUUCAUGGUGUAUGCUUUAACGGCGUGAAAGGCUUUCGUUCCCCACUGCCAGCUGCUCUGCUUGGUCAGAUGUAUAGGAAGAACUCGUUCUCAUCACCAAAACACAGAAAACUUCGUCUGGGAGGGAUUAUUCAUUCAUUUUUAGAGGUUUUCCCCAAGUCUGAUGCACACACGGUCCCGUCCCAUCCCCCUCAUUUCUCACCACUCUUUGAAGCCUCUCCCCACGUGCACCUCACCCGGAGCAAAAGGAGCAGCAAAACCCAGUUGUGGGGCUGGGGUUUGUCAGCAAUGCAGAUACCCGCUUGGCUCUCCACGUGCCAGCUGGGGGAAAUCCCCAUUUCUGUGGAUGGGAAGCCCUGAUGCACGCCACGAAGGAGGACAAAGCUGCACUGGAGCUCACGGCCACAUCAUGCCCUCUGUUUCCCCGUGGCCACCAAACACAGAGCCACCCAUCCCACAGCGGUCCUGGCAGAUCUCAGCACACGUGUGUGGGGCGUGCAGCUCCGUCCACUCGGACGUGGGGAUCUCCCUGGGGCUGAAAGGCGCCGCUUUGCAACGCGGGCAUCGAUGAUGACUUUGAAGCCGGUUUGUGAGAUGGUUCUUUUCAUCUGAUCGCUGCUCUGCAGCUGUCUAUUAGUCACGGUGUGGGAGAUUGGUGUGAUAACGGUUCUGCUGAGCGCGGUUAUUCCUGGCAAAGCGUUUCUGUAGGAGCAGGAUGUGUUCCUGUGGACUUUUCACGUCCCCUACGCUGCUCCAUGCCAACACCGCUGUGGUCUUUGGCAGUGUGAUAGCUGUGGUGGCCCCUCUGCAAAGGGGGGGGGUCGGGGUGCAGAGCUCCAGAUGGAGCGUGAAGGGUCAGAAAUGCCCAAUUUCAUUCUGCCUUUGCCCUUGCUCUGUUCCCUUGGGUGCCGCCUCCCUGAAGCUCAAGGUGCAAAGUGGAAAUUAUUCAUUUUUUCCCCACUAAUCACGGAAUCGUUACGGCUGGAAAAGACCUCGAAGAUCAUUGAGUCCAACCAAGGCCACGUCCCAGGAAGGACGGAUCGAUCAGCUGCUCUGCAGAGUGCUGCAGGAGUGUGAGAUCCUGCUUAUCCACGGGGGUGAGGAAGGAGAACUGGUUUUGAAGCCUUGUGCUUGGGAAGGCUCAGAGCAGUCCCUGUUUUGGCCAGUUCUCUGCUCAGCACCCGUUCCCUCACGCUGCUCCAUGGGGACACAGCGGUUCCAUGCACACCAGUCAGCAAAAAGCAUCUCUCCACUUUUCACGGGGAGCAGCACGGAUUGCGGAGCAUGUAUCACACUGCUUUCCUUCUCACAUCACCACUGAAUCCAGGAAAACACCUCAGUUGCCCUUUGU
Molecule: messenger RNA, 5030 nt
Organism: Lagopus muta (rock ptarmigan)
Lineage: Eukaryota; Metazoa; Chordata; Aves; Galliformes; Phasianidae
Gene: IKZF3
Product: IKAROS family zinc finger 3
Exons: 8
Coding region: 1915-3399 (494 amino acids)
Biological process (GO): regulation of transcription by RNA polymerase II
Cellular component (GO): nucleus
Molecular function (GO): DNA-binding transcription factor activity; RNA polymerase II cis-regulatory region sequence-specific DNA binding
Source: RefSeq, a predicted model, not a curated record